AUGGCUUCAACAAUCACCAAGCCCGUUAUCCCGCCUGUGGCGAUGGACACUAUCACCCAGCACAUUGGCAACACCCCCCUCGUGCGACUGAACCGUCUGCCCCAGAGCUUGGGAAUUGAUGCCACUGUUUACGCCAAGUUGGAAUACUUCAAUGCGGGAGGCAGUGUCAAGGAUCGCAUUGCGCUCCGUAUGAUUGAGGAGGCUGAGCGCGAGGGCCGCAUCAAGCCCGGUGACACUCUCAUCGAGCCCACCAGUGGCAAUACUGGUAUCGGUCUUGCGUUGGUUGGUGCUGUCAAGGGCUACAAGACCAUCAUCACUCUGCCCGAGAAGAUGUCUGCCGAGAAGGUCGCUGUGCUCCGCGCCCUUAACGCGACUAUCAUCCGUACCCCUAACGAAGCCGCCUGGGAUUCUCCCGAGUCUCACAUCGGUGUCGCCAGACGCCUUGAGAAGGAAUUGCCCAAUGCCCACAUUCUCGACCAGUACGGCAAUGUAAACAACCCUCGCGCUCAUGAAUUCGGCACCGCCGAGGAGAUCUGGACUCAGACCAAGGGCGAGAUCACGGCAGUUGUAGCCGGUGCCGGUACUGGUGGUACCAUCACUGGUAUCGCCCGCGGUCUGAAGAAGCACAACCCCAAGAUCGAGGUGAUUGCCGCCGAUCCUCACGGCUCUAUCCUGGCCUUGCCCACUUCGUUGAAUGACCCCCAUGUCAACGAGCCUUACAAGGUCGAGGGUAUUGGGUACGAUUUCAUCCCCGACGUGCUGGACCAGAAGAUUGUCGACCGCUGGUACAAGACUGCCGAUAAGGAGUCCUUCAUGUACUCUCGUCGUCUGAUUGCCGAGGAAGGUCUGCUUGUUGGUGGCAGCUGUGGUAGCGCCGUUGCCGCCUUGGUGCACGCCAACGAGGAGCGCAAGUUCACCAAGGAUGAUGUCGUGGUUGUCGUCCUCCCUGACAGCAUUCGCAGCUAUCUUUCCAAGUUCGCUGACGACGACUGGCUCGCCGCCAAUGAUCUCUUGCCCAACCCCGCCGAGCCUACCCCGGAGAAGGCUCCCGCUCCUGCCGACCCUCUCGUCGGUGCCAAGGUCAGCGACCUCCGCCUGAAGCCCAUCACCACAGUGACCUCCACUUUCACCUGUGAGGCUGCGAACGAGAUCAUGCGUGACAAGGGCUUUGAUCAGCUGCCAGUUCUGGCUGCCUCUGGUCGCCGACUUGUGGGUCUGGUUACCUUGGGUAACGUUCUCAGCCGUCUCACUCACGGCCGUGCUACCGGCAAGACCCCUGUCUCCGAGGUCAUGUUCGACUUUUCCAAGAUUCCCGAGGUGGUCACCGACUCUCGCGCUCUCGGUCGCUCCAACGGUCAGGGCAGCCGCCGUCAGUUCAUGGAGAUCACCAUGGACACCCCUCUCAGUGUGCUGAACCGUUUCUUCGAGUGGAACAGUGCUGCGAUCGUCACUGAGAAGGGCGAGGGUGGUGCACUCAAGCCAUUGGCUGUUGUGACCAAGAUUGAUCUGCUCACUUGGAUGUUGCACCACAGCAAGAAGCAGACCAACGGCGCAUAG
This is a messenger RNA of Penicillium diatomitis, 1557 nucleotides long. RefSeq names its product cystathionine beta-synthase CYS4. Gene Ontology annotation, cellular component: cytoplasm. Gene Ontology annotation, molecular function: cysteine synthase activity; cystathionine beta-synthase activity. NCBI's taxonomy places the organism in Eukaryota, Fungi, Ascomycota, Eurotiomycetes, Eurotiales, Aspergillaceae. The transcript has 4 exons. The coding region runs from base 1 to 1557 and encodes 518 amino acids. The record is from RefSeq and is a predicted model, not a curated record.